Molecule: messenger RNA, 1759 nt
Organism: Lolium rigidum
Lineage: Eukaryota; Viridiplantae; Streptophyta; Magnoliopsida; Poales; Poaceae
Exons: 5
Coding region: 112-1575 (487 amino acids)
Molecular function (GO): protein binding
Source: RefSeq, a predicted model, not a curated record
CUCGCCCUCGCCGCCGCCGGUCUAUAGCUCCGCCGUUCGACGACCCCGCAGCCCACGUCUCCAGGUAGCCAUCGCAAGGGGAGGCAACUUACAAGACAUCAGAAUACCUCGAUGGGCAAACAUUCCAUGAAGGGCCUCAGCAGUUCCAACCGAUGGUCCUCCAUAGCCAUGCUGGAAGAAGAUGAAAGGGCCUUGCAAUGUGAUUGGGUCAGCAAUUUACCUGAUGACCUGUUGCUCAAUAUCAUAGAGCGACUUGAUGUUGCAGACGCCAUGAGAACCGGCAUCCUCUCCAGACGUUGGAAGCUGAUCCCUACUAUGCUCUCCAAACUUCUUAUAGAGGUUGGUUCCACUGACAACGAGCAAAAGAGGACCUGUGAUGUUGCUCGGGCCAAUGCAACCGUGCUUGGAGCAACCCGAAGCCUUUUCAAAAGCAGGAUUGCAAGUCCAUACACCAUCCACCGCCUGUGCAUGCAAUUCUUUUUGGGAGCUGGAUCCAUUAGAAUUGGCCGGGCCUUGGCCAACACCAUAGCAACACAGAAGGUUGGUGUGGCGGAGUUCACAAUCUUGACAGAGAAGGAAGGCAAACGAUGCAGCAUUAAUGAUCGGUUUGCUUACGGGAGGCAGUUCAACUCACUUAUUAACUUUUGUGGGGACACAUUCAGUGGUCUCACACGACUCAAGCUAGAGAAUUUGAAGCUUGGUGGAUCUGAUUUCCCUAGAAUUUUCAGAUUGUGCAAACGACUUGAGUUCCUCCGCUUGGACAACUGUGACAUGGGGUUUCGGUCUUUGAUGGAGGUAGAACACCCGCGGCUCCGUGAGCUGGAGAUUUUCAGGAGUGAUUUUGAGAGGGUUGAUCUGAACUGGCUGCCAGAGCUCACAACGCUGACUAUUUCUUUUUGGAUUUCUCUGCAUGAUCCGUUGUCUUGUGGUUAUGUCCCACUGCUCCACACCGUGAGCAUCAGAAAUACGGCUCUUUCAUGGCACAAGAUGCUCAAGUUAAGUGAACUUCUUGGCAAAGCCACCGUAAGCAACCUGACUUUGGGCUUUGAAAAAGAAAAGAUUUGGGUUAAACCUGAAGAUCCGAGAGAUUUGUGGCUGGUGUUCAACAAACUAAGGCUUGUGAAUUUGGCUGCCAUUUCAGAAGAAUGUGAUCUGACUUGGACGAUGUUUAUUCUGCAAGGUGCACCUUCCCUUGAGGAGCUACACAUCAGGGUUUGCGACUGUUUGGGGAUAUGGGAUGAGGAAGAGAGGGAGAAGCACGCGUAUAGCAAGGAGAGGAAGGAUGCCAGUGCAAAAUGGGAAGCAUCUGGUUUCAAGCACCACAAUCUCUCCGUGCUCAGGAUCUUUGGGUUUCAAUCAGAAGACAAGUUUGUGGAUUAUACCAGAGCUGUCAUGGAAGCAGCAGUCAAUCUGAAGGACAUCUACCUGCAUGAGAAGCCAGCGUGCAAGGAGGAGUGUGAAUACAUCCGCCAGCGAGGUUGCAGAUACCCGCGGUCAAAUAGGCACAAGAUCUGGGUUAGGAGCAGUUUGAAUAUGCAUAUGCACCCGCUGUUAAGGCUUCACUUCCGAUUUUAAGAAAAUAAUUGAGUUAUGGUCCUGUUGGCCCUGAUGAAGGCUUAUUAAUAUUUUGUGUCUAGCUAUGUUACUAUCUCGUCUUUACAAUUUGAGGAUGAAAAGUGUUGGUUCUUUUGUACCUCAGAAGUGACUGCACAUUGUAUUAUGGCAACAUAUCCUGUGCAUCGGGCUGCUUUGUUUAUCA